GCUUUUAUACGCGUCAUGUACUCACGGACCAAUCAGGAUGGUCGUCCAUUUAGCCCCGCCUCUUGGACUGGUGACGAAGCGCGCGCUCCGCUUUGGAACCCGUGCUUGCGCUUCCGGGAAACGAGAGCGAGAGAGAGAGCGUGUGUGAAUGUGACGCUUGAGACGAGUAGAAGAAGGUUCGAGAUGUCUUACUCGUCACGGAGUUCCCUGGACUGCAAGGUGUAUGUGGGUGACCUGGGCAAUGGCGCGGCCAAGGGCGAGUUGGAGCGUGCGUUCAGCUACUACGGGCCUCUGCGGAGCGUCUGGGUGGCGAGGAACCCACCCGGCUUCGCUUUUGUCGAAUACGAAGACUCCAGAGAUGCCGAGGACGCCGUGAAGGGCAUGGACGGAAAAAUGCUCUGCGGAGCCCGCAUCCGUGUCGAGAUGUCAAACGGAAUGUCCCGGAAGUCCCGCUUCGGUCGGCCAAGCCGCAGACAGUUCGAUCCGAAUGACCGUUGCUACCAGUGCGGCGAAACCGGCCACUACGCCUACGACUGCUACCGCUACAACAAGAGAGGCGGCAGACGCAGCAGGUCUCGCUCUCGGUCCAGGUCUCGUGGCCGUCGUUACCACUCUCGCAGCCGCAGCAACGAGCGGAGACAUCGCUCUCCAUCCUACUCCAGGAGGCGGAGCAGGUCGGCGUCCCCGGGCCGCUCCAGAUCCCGAACCCCAGUCCGACGCUCUCGUUCCCCCGUGCGCCGGUCCAGAAGUCCUGCCAGGAGGUCCAGAACACCAGUCCGCAGGGCCAGUCGUUCUCGUUCACGUUCCCGCUCCAGACAGCGAGCGCGCAGCGCAUCCAGAUCUCGUUCUCGCUCCGUAAGCAAGAAAAGAGACAGCCGUUCUAGGUCCAUCAGCCCGAGAAAGAGCCCAACACCUGAUGCUGACUGAUUUGGAACGUCGACCCCCCCCUCUUCAUCUCCUCCUCGCCCCGCCCUCUUCUUCUCUCUGCUGUACCUCCGUCAACCGAUGAACUUCCUGUCACCCGAUGCUGUCAUGACCUCUGUUCCAUCGCAGUCUUCUUUCUUUUUUUUUUUUUUCUUUUUUUUCAGUUUCAAACAUCUGCAUCCACCUGCACAUCUGUACAUCCCUGCUCUCCUGCCUACGUCUCUUUUUUUUUUUUUGCCUGUUUCUUCUUUCACACCGCACGUUUCCUUUUCAUUUUAAAAAAUGUAUUCUUAAAAUGGUUUCAAGCCAUUGUUUUUAGUCUCAGGCCCGAGUGUGUGGUCUGUAAUGAACGGGACGGUGAGCAGUGUGGGGAUUGGAGGGAAAAAGAGAAUGAGCCGUAAUCGGGUCAAAGCUAGGCUUGAAGUGUUGUGGGGUUGUUUUUGUUGUUUUUUGGGGUUUUUUGUUUUUUUGGUUAGUCCCCCCUCCUGCUAUGAAAAUGCCAGUGGUCUUUUUAAUAAAGUGAGUCUUUACACAUCA
Ictalurus punctatus (channel catfish) is the source of this 1461-nucleotide messenger RNA. It is a transcript of the gene srsf7a, whose product is annotated as serine and arginine rich splicing factor 7a. Gene Ontology annotation, molecular function: zinc ion binding; RNA binding. The transcript is spliced from 8 exons. Bases 16 to 927 code for a protein of 303 amino acids. NCBI's taxonomy places the organism in Eukaryota, Metazoa, Chordata, Actinopteri, Siluriformes, Ictaluridae. The record is from RefSeq and is a predicted model, not a curated record.